Messenger RNA from Ceratitis capitata (Mediterranean fruit fly), 1913 nucleotides. RefSeq names its product calcium/calmodulin-dependent protein kinase type 1 (gene CaMKI). Gene Ontology annotation, molecular function: ATP binding; calmodulin binding; calcium/calmodulin-dependent protein kinase activity. Lineage: Eukaryota; Metazoa; Arthropoda; Insecta; Diptera; Tephritidae. Bases 295 to 1665 code for a protein of 456 amino acids. The transcript has 11 exons. Gene Ontology annotation, biological process: protein phosphorylation. The record is from RefSeq and is a predicted model, not a curated record.
CUUCCUUCAUCACUAAAGCUUGUGUAAAAUGCCUUCUCCUUACGAGAAUCGUGUCGGGAGUUCGCAUCACUGGUAUUGGGUCAAUUGCAGGAGGUCACCAGAAGGAGAAGUCAAGAAGUGAACGCGCCGAAUAAAAGCGAUAACCGAGUUAUUGGAUGCAACUAUAUAUAUGUAAAGGCAAAUAUUAAUGCUUGUUUCGUAGGUUACAACGCAAAAAGCAGCAGUUGAAUUUUUGAAUGAAAUCAUCAAGCGUUUAAUUCCAAAAGAAUAAAUUUCUAAAAUGCAUUCAAGGCUAUGAACACCUUACAUGUUAUUCAUUCUGAAAAGGAUAAAAAAAUGCCACUGUUUGGCAAAAAAGAUCCAAGCAAAAAGAUGAAAAAGGAAAAUAAAGAGAUAUAUAAGCAAACUUCUAUUGAAGAAAAGUAUAACCUCCAUGGAUUACUUGGAACCGGUGCAUUUUCUGAGGUGCGAUUAGCUGAGAGUAAAGAAAAUCCAGGUGAACAUUUUGCGGUUAAAAUAAUAGAUAAGAAGGCUUUAAGAGGAAAGGAGGAAUCACUUGAAAAUGAAAUUCGAGUGCUUAGGCGGUUCAGUGCCAAUGAUCCCGAGAACGGACCGUGCUUAACACACCCGAAUAUUGUACAACUUUUGGAGACCUUUGAAGAUAAAUCCAAAGUGUAUUUGGUAAUGGAAUUAGUAACUGGUGGUGAACUUUUCGAUCGAAUUGUCGAAAAAGGUUCAUAUACCGAAAAAGAUGCUUCAGGCUUGAUACGACAAAUUUUAGAAGCCGUUGACUAUAUGCAUGAGCAAGGCGUUGUCCAUAGGGAUCUAAAGCCAGAGAAUCUGCUUUACUACAGCGCAGAUGAUGGUAGUAAAAUAAUGAUCAGCGAUUUUGGUUUGUCGAAAAUGGAAGACUCUGGUAUAAUGGCUACGGCUUGUGGUACACCUGGCUAUGUAGCACCGGAAGUUUUGGCGCAAAAGCCUUAUGGAAAAGCAGUGGAUGUUUGGAGCAUAGGUGUGAUAUCAUACAUUUUACUUUGCGGGUAUCCGCCGUUUUAUGAUGAGAAUGAUGCCAAUCUGUUUGCACAAAUCUUAAAAGGAGAAUUCGAAUUCGACUCUCCGUAUUGGGAUGAAAUCAGCGAAUCGGCAAAACAUUUUAUACAGAACUUGAUGAGCGUAAAUGUGGACAAACGUUAUACCUGCAAACAAUCAUUAGCACAUCCUUGGAUUUCUGGGAAUGCUGCAAGUAGUAAAAAUAUUCAUGGCACAGUUUCAGAACAACUUAAAAAGAAUUUUGCAAAAUCACGAUGGAAACAAGCCUAUUAUGCUGCGACCGUUAUUAGACAAAUGCAGCGGAUGGCAUUAAGCAGUAACAGUGGAGAUAGCAGUAGUAAGAGCAAUAUAUUACCAUCGGAUAAAACUCUAAAUUGUAGCAGUAGUAGUACAGAUUCUGCACUGGCCGAAAAUGUUAUCGGUAUUAAACUCGAAGGUGCAGUUUUCACAAGUGACGCAAGCAACUUUGGCGCCUGUUCAAAACCGGAACAACUUGUCCCGAUAUCAACUUCCAACAAUUCAUUAUUUGUCAUAGCAAAAACUGAAAACCAGCAAUUGCGAAAUAAGAAAACCAACUCCACGGCAUGUGUAAAUGGCAGUGAACAAAAGAAAUAAGCUUAUUUUAACAAUAUAAAGCGGAAAAUUACAAUUAGACAUAGCGAACUUAAAACCGUUAAAACUUUUUUCUAAAAGAAAUAACUGUAGUUAGUAAUAUUUCACUAUUUGUUACCAAUUCAAGCAUAUUUGGUUAAAAUUUGAGCAAAAGAAUCUGAAUAUUUCCACGAUAUAUAAGGGGAUUAUCAAAAGUUCUGUAAGUUGACCAGAAACAAUAAAAAAAAACUUAUUUUUCUAUUUUUUCGUAA